AUGUUUUAUUUAUUAUCACAUUUAAGUCUUGCUGCAAAAGUUGAUGUAGCAUUUCAAGUCAAGUACACAUCUUCAUGCACCUAUGAUCCGAGAUUGGCCUUUUUAAUGAUAGACAACAACGAAAAAGAAUUAAUUCCAACACUUAACAAGAACCAAACACAUGUAUUAGUAGAACCAGGUAAGCAUUUAGCUGUACUUUUACAUCCAUGGUGCGAUUUUCAUAAAGUCGAAUUUGAAGUCAAUGAAAAUGGACUUGUUCAAGCAAGUUCUGACGGAGUAACUUAUAAGAAAUACCCAAUUCCAAUUAGACAUCCAAAGUUAGCUUCCGCUAGUGAUCCACUCACCAAAGCCCAAGAUUUCAGCAAUUUUAUGUAUUUAAUCAUACCAGCAUUCAUCAUCCUUAAGAAAUUCAUUUGUCCAAAGAAUUUAGGCGAGAAAAUGAAAGCUUUCGCUGAAAAACAGAAAGCAGAAAUGGAAAGACUUCAAAAAGAGCAAGCUCAGCUGCAACAGCAGGCCAAAAACAAGAAGAACAACUAA
Messenger RNA from Trichomonas vaginalis G3, 537 nucleotides. RefSeq lists its product as uncharacterized. The coding region runs from base 1 to 537 and encodes 178 amino acids. The transcript has a single exon. The record is from RefSeq and is a predicted model, not a curated record. Lineage: Eukaryota; Parabasalia; Trichomonadida; Trichomonadidae.